Molecule: messenger RNA, 4167 nt
Organism: Dermochelys coriacea (leatherback sea turtle)
Lineage: Eukaryota; Metazoa; Chordata; Testudines; Dermochelyidae
Gene: RAB11FIP2
Product: RAB11 family interacting protein 2
Exons: 5
Coding region: 1055-2590 (511 amino acids)
Biological process (GO): regulated exocytosis
Cellular component (GO): phagocytic cup; endosome
Molecular function (GO): small GTPase binding
Source: RefSeq, a predicted model, not a curated record
CUGGGCGGGCGGCGGGGCGGCGUCAGCGCGGGGCGGGAGCGCGCCGCCGGGCACGCGCGUCAGCCGCCGGGGAGCCCAGCCUGGGAUCGCCGCGCUCCCGUGAGCCGCCCCCGUCCCCCCCUCCGCAGCGGGAGGGCUGGGGACUGAGGCGCCGAGGCUGCAAGGGGAGGCCGGCGAGAGCCGGGGCAGAGCUUCACAGGCCGGGGGCGGGAGGGGUGGAGUGAGCGGCGCCCCCCCCCCCUCCCGGGGCUCCCCAGACCCGGGGAGGGAGAGGGCCCCAGGGCUUCCCACAUCGAGGGGUGGGGGGAACUGAGGGGAGGACCCCAGGGCUUCCCACAUCUGCGGGGGGACCCCCCCAGGGCUUCCCAGUACCAAGUGGGGCCUGGUGCUGGAGCGCUGCUGAAGGGGAGCCCGAACCCCAGGCGCAGGGAUGAUCUAUGCGGGAGGGUACGGUGGGGCUCCUGCGAGGAUAUGGUUUCAGGGGGGACCGGGGUGUAUUUAUCACUAGGGGGAGUUUGUGGGUGAGAAGAGCUGCAGGCUAGAGUCGGUUACAGCCCUUGAAAUCCCCAGUCCUUCACCCUCUGCCCCCUUCCCUGUGCAAAGGAGGGACCUGCCAUCCCCCUUUAGGCCGCCCGCCCUGCAGGGAAUGGGAAAUGGUUGUUAAAAGUUCAGGAUUAUCAUGAAAGGGUAUGGGAGUUGGUUUUGUGGUUGGUUUUUUUAUGGUGUGAGGGGAGAAACUGAGCAAAGCAGAGUGGAAUGAUUAAUUGCUGUGGAAGAAAAGCAUAAUAUUAGAGAAUUUUGUUUCAAAAAUUAGUAAUAGAGCUAAAGGUGUUACUUCUUUGGAGGGAAAAAACUAAGCAAUGGUUAGUCUCUCUCUCUCUCUCUCUCUCUCUCUCGCCUUCAAAAAAAAAACAACAACAAAAUGACCAAAGAAGUAUUUAGAGAAAAAAAACACUGAGACUUUCACAGCUAUCCCCAUUUUAAGUGCACUUACGCAGUAAUUAGGAGAUUUACAGGCUUUAUUUUGUUGCUACUACUACUCAACCCUUCAAGGAUGAUGUUGGCAGAGCAAGCCCAGAAGUGGUUCCCAACCCACGUGCAGGUUACAGUUCUUCAAGCCAAAGAUCUGAAGCCAAAAGGCAAAAAUGGCACCAACGAUACCUACGCUAUUAUACAACUAGGCAAGGAAAAAUACUCCACCUCGGUAGCUGAGAAGACCCUAGAGCCAGUCUGGAAAGAAGAGGCCUCAUUUGAGCUCCCUGGAUUAUUGAUGAAGGGGAAUCCAGAGAAAUACAUCCUCUACCUGAUUGUCAUGCACAGGUCGCUGGUGGGGCUGGAUAAGUUUUUGGGACAGGUGGCAAUAAAUCUAAAUGAUAUAUUUGAGGACAAGCAACGAAGAAAAACAGAAUGGUUUAGCCUAGAGUCCAAACAAGGGAAAAGAACUAAAGACAGAGGAGAAAUAAAGGUCAAUAUUCAGUUUAUGAGGAAUAAUAUGACAGCAAGCAUGUUUGAUCUGUCAAUGAAGGACAAAACAAAAUCCCCCUUUGCUAAACUGAAAGACAAAAUGAAGGGUCGAAAGAAUGAUGGGACGCUUUCGGAUACAUCCUCUGCAAUCAUUCUGAAUACUCACAUACCUGAUACGAACAUUGACAUCUCCAGUAAUGAAAUACAAAUAAAAUCAAAACCAAAAAAACCUUUCCUUUUGGGACCUCAGCGAUUAUCUUCAGCUCAUUCAAUGUCUGAUUUAACUGGAUCACAUGUGUCUUCAGAAAAAAUGAAAUCCAGCACAAUUGGCCAUACGCACUUUUUCAGAAGUCAGUUAGAAUCUUUCAGUUCUGUUGAUGAAAGUGGAAGUCAAAAAUCUCCACAUAGGAGGACAUUAAGUGCUGAUACUUCUAAAAUGAACCAGCUUGACAACACAGCUGAUGAAAGUGAAUCAGCAUCUAAAGCACAAAAUGACCCCUUUACAAAUGUGAGUGCUUCAUUGCCCCAAAAGUUCGCUACGCUGCCAAGACAGAAAAAUCCAUUUGAAGAAAGCCCUGCAUCAUGGGACCAAAACAUAAGUCUGUUUUCCAAGCCUGUUGAAAUCAAAAAAGAAAUUAAAAAAGAGAAAAAAGAGAAAGUUAGCCUUUUUGAAAGAGUGACUGGAAAAAAAGAUAGCAAGAAGUUGGAUAAACUUAGCAAUGGGGGAUCAGACAGUUCCACUGACUUGAAAUCCCCUAGUGCAUUUGGUGCAAGUCAUGAGAGUUUUGAUUAUGAUUCACGUAAUCCGUUUACAACCAACUUCAAGCCCACAAGCAUGUUGCCUACAUCUAGUUUUACUAUGAAUCCUGCAAGCAUUGAAGACCUCAGGAAAACAAGGGAUGGAAAUCCUUUUGAUGCCAUUGCAGGGUACCGUAAUCUUACAUAUGAAGAGGUCUUGCAGGAGCUGGUGAAACAUAAAGAGCAACUUAGGAAGAAAGACACCCAUAUCCGUGAACUUGAGGACUACAUUGACAAUCUUCUUGUACGAGUAAUGGAGGAAACACCUAGUAUUCUCAGAGUGCCAUAUGAACCUUCUCGAAGAGCUGGCAAAUUUUCCAAAAGUUAAAGCAAUAACACUUCAUGGUUCUUUUUAUUGAAUGUGUUAAUGGAAGGACAUUGCACUACACAUUUUGAUUUCUUAAUUUUGUUCUAUUGUCCACUCCUUUCCCAUUCUGAGAGAUUCAGGGUUUUGUCCUCCAAAUGCUAGCAGGGACCAUUGAAACUAGUAGUGUGCUAUGUUUAUUAAAGAACUUUGAAAAAACAAAUAGGAGAUAUAGUAGAUGAAUUUCUCACGUUCUUUUUUGGAAAUUACAUUUAGCUAUAUUUUACUUGCAGUACUGUAAAUAAUACACCUUGAAAAUGUCUGUUCAGUUGUUUUACAGGAUAACUUACUCCUAGCCCUAUUGCGGUUUGAUACCAUAUGUCUACUUUUACUACUUAUUGAUGCACUAUUAUGCAAAGUCACUCUUUUUGGUAUUACAGCAUUCCAUCACGAGUGUCAUGCUAAAGUCUGUAUGGUACGUUUUGCCGGAUGUGAAUAUGGAUUGUUGCAAUGUGAUAUUUCAAUAUAGUUAAUUCUCAGCAUUUAUUAGAGAGAAACAGUGGAAACAAAGAGGAAAUGCCAUAUCCUGUACAGUACACUUUAAGAAUGUUUUAAAAUGUCAUGUCAGUUCAACAAUAGCAUGUAUUUCAAUCAGUUAUUUUCACACUUAAAUUCUAGAUUUUGUGUACAAUGAACAUUGAACUUUGAAAUCAGUAAGUUAAAAGCUAAUUACGAUAUGGGUUUUUGUUGUAAAGUUAUUGCAUGCCUUUUUAUACAUUAAAAUAGUGUAAACAAAAUGCUAAUCGAGUCAGAAGUAGGACUGAAGAAAGUGGUGGAUAAAGAGGUUAAUACUUUUUUCACUCAAAUCCUACAGCAGAAAAAAAAAGUUUAGAAGGAGAAAUAAGAAGACUGACUUAGAGAUAUGAUUCUGAAGAACUAAAGUGACUCAAUCUCAGGUUGGGUUUUUCAUGUGAUGCAUCUUUCCUUUGAUUUCCAAGGCUGCUAGGAAAAGGGUGUAUGCUUAGGCAUGCCUGAAGUAUUUCUCAUAAAGACUUGAAACUAAAAAGAGGAGGUCUGUAUUCCUUUUCAACCAUUUUAAAGGUCUGCUUUUACUAAGGAUGAUGGAAAAGGUAUUUGAAUAAGCAUGCAUCUAAUCAUUUAUAUUUGCAUAUAACAUGGUGUACAAAAGUGUGUGCUGUUUCACACAUCAACCAAAUACAGUAAUCAACUUCUAAUGGGAAACAAUGGUGUAAGGAAAAAAAAACUUUACUAUACUAAUAUCCACUAAAUUAUUUUAUUUUAAUUGCCUUGUAAGUCUUAAAUGGGUUGUCUGUUACUGUGAAAUUCUGAAGUGCAUCAGAACCUAUGCAGGAGAAUAACAUUGGAUUUAAGAAGUUAAAAUUCUUGGUUUUGAAAGAAAAUUUUAUGUCCAUGGUGGCAGGAUUGUUUGUUUUUUGUUUUCUCCAUUUGUUCUUGUAAACUGCUUAUUUUUCUGACACUGGCAUGUGGUGGGCUUUUCUGAGGAGGGAAAAAGCCUAAAAAUAACUUCUGAUUUUUGUUGUUGUUUUAAAGAAUAAGACUUUUUUUUUCAUGUUUAAGAC